UAAUCACAUAGGAUUCUGAUUUUGUAAUGAAUGCAGGUUUCCUUUAUUUCACUUGUGCUAAUAUCCUGACUGUACUGCCGCUCCGAUGUUGCACCCCUGAGCCCGUAGGAUGUUUUUGGCCGCUUCGUGAUUCCCGUCCUUUGAGAAGUGAACGCCAAUGCGAAGGGUUUGACAAGCAGCCCGCAAAGAGUGAAAAGCACGGAGAGGAAAGUCCAUUUUUUUUCCACGCAUGCUCGGUAUCCCGAGCAAGGCUAAGCUUUUCUGUUACAAUUUAAUAUUUCAUGCACAUUAUGUUCACGUUUACCGUUUUGGGGGAAAAAGGGUUCCUGUAUUCUCUCAGUACAAUAACCGAGCAAAGAAUUUAUUCAGGGCAUACGAUUGCAGUUCGUUUCUUGGCAGUAAAACCAUUACUGUAAGGAAAUAUAUAUUUUUUUAUUUUUUUUCCAGACACUGCUUGGCCACACCUAGAUCCUGUCCUAUUUUAACAAAAAAAGUUUUUUUUUCGUGCGGUAUUUGUUUGUGUCUCCCAGCGAGGACCCGGCUGUGUAAUUCGAUAGGAGCCACUGGAGGGGGAUAAGGGAAUGUGAGGCUGCAAUGGAAAAGAGUGCAAUCCAGUGGUUGGGAGCUCCGUGCUGCCUGCGUGGGUCCUUUGCUUUCUACAAGGGCUUCAGUUGUCCGAGAGAUGCUUUGAAGGAGCCUGAAACCUGGAAAGUUGGAGAGUUCUACUUUGUACGCUGUAGUCCCAAGGAGCCGGUCUGUAUUGCGGAGAUUGCCUUGCUCUGGGAGGACCAGGAGCAGCACUAUCCGCUGGCCAGCUGCAGGCUCUACUUCCUUCCCGAGGACACGCCGAAAGGGAGAAGUCGUGAGCAUGGAGAGGAUGAGGUUUUGGCAGCUUCAAAAAAGAUUGUAGUUCGGGUUGAGGACUUAGUGAAAUGGUCCUGUUCUGAACCGGACACCUUUAAGAAAGAAAAAACAGCAAACUCUGUGGAAAAGCAGCUAAUUGAAGAAACAAAAAGACAACAGGAAACGCUGGACCAAAACCAAGGUCUGGACCCACAGGAUCAUCUAAGUGUGAAAGUCCUGAGUUAUCCUCAAUACUGUCGCUUUCGUUCGCUGAAGAAACGGCUACAAAAUGUUGCACAUUUCCCAGACCUCAGGGACCCAAAACUGUUAGCUCUAGGUGGACUUCGUGUGCCUAAUCAAAAUACAAGAAUCCUUUACUGUAGAGAUACGUUUAAUCACCCAACACUGGAAAGCAACGCUAGUAUCUGGACUGAGUUUGCUUGCUCUCCUCUGGGCUUAAAAGGAAGGCCUCGAAAACGAAGAGGAAGAGAUGGGAAAAGUCUAGAAUCUCAUCAUUUUGGUCAGUCUGAAGCCUGGAUUGAAAGAAUGAAGGAGAAUGUAACAGGAAGUGUUGAAGUACAGUCAGAAUGGCUCCCACUCCCUGAGGAGCAACAGUUCCUUGAUCAAUUACAUCGCUUUAUGGAAAAGAGAAAUACCCCUAUCUGUAAGAUUCCACAUCUGGGAUUUAAGAAGAUUGAUCUCUUUCUUUUGUUUUCUGUUGUUAAAAAAAUGGGUGGAUAUGAAACGGUGACAGCUCAGCGACUUUGGAAACAAGUUUAUAAUGAAUUGGGGGGCAGUCCGGGAAGCACGAGUGCUGCAACCUGCACCAGGAGGCACUACGAAAAAUUAAUCCUCCCAUAUGAUCGACAUUUGAAAGGAGAAGACUUGCCAGCCGUUGAUUCAAAACCACUCAAUGGCCCAUCAGGUGAAGUGAAAGAGAAGAAUGUUAUGAGGCAUGAUGGGGAAUUGUCCCAGAGAGCUAUGCAGACAAGCAGUGCCAUUCCUGAUAAGCCUUCAGAAAUAAAGCGAGAAAGUCCAGCUGAAAUGAGGAGUAACCGGAGGGCAAGGCAGCUCAAGGGAAGGAACAAAACUGCUUCUAGUGAAGUGCCUGCAAACAGCAAGUUAAUCCAGGAAGUCAAGGUCAAACACACUCCAGCAAAACCAGUGAAUUGUGGGCUUCCAGCAUUAUCACCUGAAGGAAGCAAUAUUCAAGAACAGCAGUUGGGAUCUGGGCCUGCUCUAGGUUUGUUGACGGUUGGUCUGAAGGAUGGAUUUAUACCCCCUUUGACAGCUCUACAGAAGCUUCAUUCUGCAGCAACGCUGAGGGGAUUUUCCCUGCCACAAGGUCUGUCACCUCUUGAGGUACUCAAAAGUCGUCUUGGCUUAGGAACUUCUGAGGGCUCUAGUCCUGCAAACCACGACCAAAGAAAAUCACUUUCCCAGAGUCCACAACCAUCAUUAUUUCUCUUGCAGCCUAACCUCAGCACAAAUGAAAGCAAACAGAAACUGUCUUUAGAUGCCAAUUCUCACACCGCCAGUAAAGCAACCGAAACAGGAUGCCAAAACCCGUCACACAAAUCUCCUUUGCCAGAUGGUAGACCCAGACUUCCUAUGACUCCUCUGAGGAUUAUACCUUUGGAUAUUGACUGCAGUUUUCAGGUACAUCAGAUUAUGAGAACGUCACUAGGCGCAGCCCAGCUCAGUUGUUUUACCAAAAAAUUGUCUGAGGCACUUGCUCAGGAUCUGAGUAAAGGUCAGUGUGCUGGUGAAGCUGUCUCUGUUUCCCAAGAACAGACAUUACCACUCAAUUUGAGUAAGAAGUCUCCAUUGAAGAGGCCAGUAGAUGGAACUGAGCCUCGUCCCUCUUCAGCUUAUAGUUCUGGCACCAAUUUCACAUCUUGUGUUCAUCCAUUGCAUACUUCACAGCCUUACCAGGGUAGCGCCAGUAAAAAGUCUAAGAAAGAAAUUACCCAGGAUGAUCAAGAACCUAUAAGACCAAAUGGGAGACUAGUGCCACCAUCAACAAACAUUCCUGAUGCUGAUGAGCAGCCAGCAGAUUUAACUUGUCCCAACAGAGUCCGAGCAGCCAUUCAAGAAGAAAAAAUGAUGAAGUCAAGUAUGGAAUGUGUGGCAAAGACAACCCCUGAUAGACCUAUACUUAAUUUAUCUCAAAGCGCACAUUCUCACUCAAAGGGCUCAGAGGCAACAGUGAUGGACAUGCCUUCAAAAUCUUUUAAAUUUGGAUUAGUAGCAGAUGGGACUCAUGAAAAGGUCUCCUGGGUAGAUUCUAGUAAAUUAUGUACUAUGCGACAUUAUUCCAGUAGACCAUCGCAUGCUCAAGGAAAGGUGAUAACUGUCCCAGAAGAGAAGCAGAUGCUGAUUGAUGACCACGGGGGCCCUGCUGUAUAUCCCUUGUACUGCUUUAGAGCAAGACACGUUCCGUUAAAUGAGCUGGAUGGAGACCACAGCAGUCCGCGAGCUUCUGCAAUUGUGUCUAUGCCUGGAACCUCACCUGGAAUCCUGCAUGCUCAGAAACCAUGGACUGUCCCUCCACAUGGUCAUUAAUUUGCAAAGCCUUCUAAAAUCAUUUUUAAGUGUUUCAUGCUUGUGCCUGUGGAUGCAAAGAACUGUUCUUUGGAGCACUGUGUUGGCCAAGAAGUGCUAGUGCAUCUGCCGAAGCAAAAGAUAUUUAGUUGAUUUUGAUGAGAACACAAGCUAGUAAUCGGGAAGAAUUGGCUGGUAGGAGUGAUUUCUGCGUUGAGUACCAGAAUCACAUUUUUUUAAUUCACAUAUGGUAUUUGUUUUAUUACUAACUGUAUUAAAAUCUUCUCUAUCCAACACCAAUUGGAUUGGACAAAUGAUGCAUAUUACAUGAUAACUGUACAUGAUUUUAAGGCUGGAUGACUCAAAAACUAUUCUGUGCACUACGUCAAGAGCCCAUGUUGGCAGUAAUGACAGAUGGUAAGAAGACGACCCUUACUGCCCACCUGGAGGACGGCAUUAUCCUUGGACAAGAUCAGGCCCCUGAUUUCUGCUGUGGGUAAAGAUCUCAUGUGGACCCACCGAAUUAUUGUAGGCAGUGGGAGGUUAAAGCCGCUUACGUUAAUAAUUGUAUGCAAGCAGGUAGUAGUGCAGGGGAAAACGCGCAUCAUCUGCCUAAAAAAUAAAAGUGUACAGGGUGAAACAAACCCUGUAGUUGAGAAAGCUGGCCAUGGUUCCAAUACAAAGUCAAAAAUUGUAGGACAGAACACUAGAAAAAUUACUCCAAAACCAAGAGCUGAAGCAAAUGUGGUGCUGGCUGAAACAGUCCUGCCGACUAUCGCAGCUCUGGCGGUGCUUUAGAAAAGACUGAAUUACGGUUGUGCGAUUAGAGGACGCGUUUCUUUAAUUAAAUAUUUAAGAAUGUUUAAACCAGAAUUAGUCAGCUUUUUUUGUUCCAAUAAUUUUUUACUUCUGAAUGUGUGUCGAAAAAAAAUGUGUGUAUGUAUAUAUUUUAUGCUAACUCUGCCCCCACUUUCCAAGGGCUGUUCAAAUGAUAUACUGUAUAUUAACUGCAAGCGGGAGGCAUACCUCAUGUCAUUUUUGCAUUUAUUUUUAUAUAUUCUUGAUGAGUAGUUUUACGUAAAAGCCGUACUAACUGACUGAUGUGGCUGGCACUUCGUUGGCAGCGAUUUCCAGCCCUAGUAAAGGAAAGCAGUCUUUGGCAUCUGCACAGGGCUGUUUUGUUUUUUUUUACUCCAAAUUGCCCAGUUCUUAAUGCUGAAUUUUAUACACCUAUGCUGAUUAAGUUACGUCUUAAAAAUUGUUUUUACAAAGUUUGAAAUAUUUUAGAUUUUGAAAAUU
Messenger RNA from Erpetoichthys calabaricus (reedfish), 4686 nucleotides. RefSeq lists its product as uncharacterized. Gene Ontology annotation, biological process: regulation of transcription by RNA polymerase II. The record is from RefSeq and is a predicted model, not a curated record. NCBI's taxonomy places the organism in Eukaryota, Metazoa, Chordata, Cladistia, Polypteriformes, Polypteridae. Bases 595 to 3408 code for a protein of 937 amino acids. The transcript has 10 exons. Gene Ontology annotation, cellular component: nucleus. Gene Ontology annotation, molecular function: transcription cis-regulatory region binding.